Poeciliopsis prolifica (blackstripe livebearer) is the source of this 2536-nucleotide messenger RNA. RefSeq names its product interferon regulatory factor 6 (gene irf6). The record is from RefSeq and is a predicted model, not a curated record. Gene Ontology annotation, molecular function: DNA-binding transcription factor activity, RNA polymerase II-specific; protein binding; RNA polymerase II cis-regulatory region sequence-specific DNA binding. The transcript is spliced from 8 exons. Gene Ontology annotation, cellular component: nucleus. Bases 263 to 1732 code for a protein of 489 amino acids. Gene Ontology annotation, biological process: regulation of transcription by RNA polymerase II; immune system process. Lineage: Eukaryota; Metazoa; Chordata; Actinopteri; Cyprinodontiformes; Poeciliidae.
GUGAAGGGGUUUGAGGGCCGAGCCGAGUGAGGGAAACUAAACACGCAUAUCGGCUCCUCGGCGGGUUUGGGGCGGAUAAACUUUGAUGUAGCAAAACGUUUUUGUUUUUCGUCGGCCUGCCUCGUCUGAGUCGCCUUUACGUGGAGUGGGUCUGUGGGUCUGUGGGAGUUUGGACCCGCGCACGGGAAACGCACCGCUCUCUUCCCAGCUGCCCAACAAGGAAGGCUUACUCCUACUUCCUGCUUCAGCACAGUCGGCCAGGAUGGCGGUCACCCCUCGACGCGUCCGCCUCAAGCCGUGGCUCGUGGCCCAGGUGGACAGCGCUCGGUACCCGGGUCUGGUUUGGGUCAACCGGGAGACCAUGCGCUUCAGGAUCCCCUGGAAACACGCCACGAGACACACACCCCAGCACGAGGACGAGGACACCAUAUUUAAGGCGUGGGCUGUGGAGACCGGGAAGUUUCAGGAGGGAGUUGAUGAACCUGAUCCUGCUAAGUGGAAAGCCCAGCUUCGCUGCGCCCUGAACAAAAGCCGGGAAUUCAAACUCGUCUAUGACGGCACCAAGGAAGUCCCCAUGAAUCCCUUGAAGGUAUAUGAUGUCUGCGACAUCCCACAACCCAACAGUAACCAAACUCCUUCAGAUGCAGGUUCACAUACUCCUUAUGAUGAUUUUGGAGAGGAUCCCGACACACCAGACUCUCUUCCUCCAUAUCCGUCAAAUGGCACCAGUCCUUCUCCACACCUUAUGUGGUCUCCAAUGGGCUCCGAUUCUUCCGUCCAGCCUCCCAGCUGUCCACCUUCGAACGAGGUCUGGCCCAAAGAGGAGCCGGGCAAAAACUGGCCAAAAGAGGAGCCCGCAGAUAUCGAGAUGCCCCCCUCAAACCUGGAUGAACUGCCCCCUGCCCCUCUGCCCGACCCCAUCCUGCAGCCUGCUCCUCUUUCUGACAUCUUCUUUGCCUCUCCAGAAACGUGGAUCAGCUCCCUCCCAAUGACAGACUUGGAGGUGCAGUUCCUGUACAGAGGAAAGGAGGUGUGUCCUACCAUGACUGUGAGUAACCCGCAGGGUUGCAGGCUGUUCUACGGGGACCUGGGGCCCAUGGUCAACCAGGAGGAGCUGUUCGGACCCGUGAACCUGGCACAGCUGCGCUUCCCGAACACAGAGCACAUCACCAACGACAAGCAGAGGAUCUUCACCAAUCGGCUGCUGGAUGUGAUGGACCGAGGUCUGAUCCUGGAGAUCAGGGGCCACGAUAUUUAUGCAAUCCGCCUCUGCCAGUGCAAGGUGUACUGGUCGGGCCCCUGUGCUCCAAACCCAGCUGCGCCAAAUCCGAUCGAGCGGCAGAAGAAGGUCAAGCUCUUUUGUCUGGAGUCAUUUCUCAGCGGUGUUGUAGCGCAGCAGCGUGGCCAGGCGACCAGCCCUCCUCAGUUUGAGAUCAGCCUCUGCUUCGGAGAGGAAUGGCCCGAUGGGCGACCCAAAGAGCGAAAACUCAUCAUGGUCCAGGUCAUUCCUGUGGUGGCUCGGAUGAUAAGCGAGAUGUUUUCCGGAGACAACAACCUGUCAUUUGACAGCAGCAGCGUGCGCCUGCAGAUUUCAAUCCCGGAUAUAAAGGACAAUAUCGUGAGCCACCUGAAGGAGCUGUACAGCCUGCUGCAGAACCACCAGGGCCAAGAGGGGUGGGCUCUGCCCCCCAACUCAGGCCUGAACAUUGCCCAGGCUCUGCAGACUCAGUGAAGCUGUGAACCAACAGUUUGAUACAAAUCAUCAAUAUUAUCCACCACUGCAGGGCUUUAGGAAACAAGUACUUGUAUGUAAUCCUGAUUAGAAGUGUGCACAAUAUACUUUUUGUGCCGUUCAGCUUUUUCUUGUAAAACUGCGCGACGUGGUUGUGCAUUAGUCUGUGCAGACGCUGCAGAUAGUUGGUGGUUCUGCAGGCCAAAGUCCGCCUCACUGCAGAGGAAUAUUUAUCGUAGUUAAUCAGUUACAGAUAUUGUUCUGAGUUAUCUCUGUCUAUAUCCAGUUUGAUUGUCCGACAAAACGAGAGGCUUAUGAAACUGGUCAUGUUUUUUCUGUAAUUUUUUUUUUACACUUUUUUUUAAUAGAAAAAAUGCAUCCAGCAAGAGAUUUCUGUUUUUUGGAAAAUAAAAAUGUAGAUAAAUGUGAAUGAAAGUAGGGAUGGAUAUGGAUUCUUCUACAGUGCACAUAAGAAUACGUGGUCUACAUAUGGUUCCCCUCUUUAUUGUCCUUUUGAAUUAAGGGAGAACAUUUUCUCAUGGGAAUGUUUGAGUUCGACCAGCUGCUUCUCUUCUGGCGUCUUUAAAAAAAAAAAAAAAAAAAAAAUUUCCAUAUGAAAUGUUGAAUAUUUUUGUACACAUUUUAGCGACAGAUUGUAUUGAAGCAAUCUGUCGCUAAACCCGACAACAUUCAUAUGAAUUUGUCCUUCUCUUUGCACUUUGGGGUGCUGAAAUGUUUUAUGAUCUUCUGAAUCUAUUUACCUUAUGAUUACAUGUUUUAUCAAUAAAGAUACUGUUGAACACA